UGAGGUCACUGAGCACAUGGCCCUAUUUGCUUCCAAGAUAAUUUGCAUGAUGAAGAGAAGACUGUCAGUUUUUAAUUUAUCCCAAAGCCAUUUAGCAUCAGUGUGCACAGGACUGCGAUAAGCCAGAGGAAGAGAACAUUGUCUUGCAUCUGCCCCUGAAGCACGAAUCAGUCGCAUUAGAGGACCUGGCUUCAAUUUAAAAGGCGUUGGGUGCCCAUCACCCAGAGAGAGACAAACAUUGAUCAGGUCAUUUCAAGGUAGUAACCAUGGGAAUUCUAACUCAAAUAUCAAUUUUAGUCCUUCUCUUUGAGGCCAAUGUCUUAGGUCAAGAUUUUGAUUUAGACCCCGAUACCGAGCCCCCUUUAGUAAAACUGCCCACUUUUUCCUAUUCGGUUGAUUCAGGCUUAUAUUAUGGUCAGUAUGUUCAAUAUCCCUAUGAGUGUGCCAGCGAGUGCUUUUGUCCACCUUCCUAUCCUUUUGCAAUGCACUGUGACAAUAGGAAUCUGAAGAUCAUCCCCAAUGUCCCGCAUCACAUCCGUCACCUCUACCUUCAGUUCAACAGCAUCGAAGCUGUGAGUGAAAGUUCCUUCGUCAAUGCAACCUCUCUCACAGAAAUCAAUCUGAGCCACAACAAAAUAAAGUCCUCUGCUGUCGACCAAGGUGUGUUUGCAAAGAUGAAGAACCUUCUCAAACUUCACUUAGAGUACAACAAUUUGGAAAAUGUUCCAGCGCCUUUGCCCGGCACCCUUCAAAGACUCUCUCUUGGUUUCAAUCAGAUCUCUAAGCUGACAGCAGAUGCUAUGCAAAAUCUGCUCAACCUAACAAUGCUUGACCUCUGCAAUAACAAACUCACAGACUCUGCAUUUAAGGGGAAAAUCCUUUUGAGAAUGAAAAGCCUGAUGCAAAUUAACUUGUGCAACAAUAAACUGAAAUCUAUGCCUUCAGAUCUCCCAGCGUCCCUCAUGCAGUUGUCCCUGGAGAACAAUUUAAUAUCUUCAAUCCCAGUAGAAUAUUUUAAGAAAACGCCAAAUCUCAUGUCCCUCAGGGUAUCCUAUAACAAACUGCAAGAGGUUCCCUACAAAGUCUUCAACCUGUCUAGUCUGAUGGAACUAAACCUGGGCCACAACAAACUAACCAAAGCUUUCUUCAUUCCAAGAUCCCUGGAGCAUCUAUACCUCGACCACAAUGAAUUUGUUGAUUUGAAUGUUUCACUGAUGUGUCCUUCAGUUGAUUACGCCACGCCCAACCUGCUCACCUACAUUCGUAUUGACCAGAACAAGCUGAAAGACCAGUUAAAUAACUUUGUAUACACAUGCUUCCCCCGCAUCCAGAACAUCUACUAUGGGGAACAGAAAGUCGUGCAACAUUACAUAGCACCUCCGGUGAAUGAGCCUGUGCUCCCUCGUUUUUCUGAAAUUGUACCACUUGUGCCAGCAUCAGAUCCAGUACUAGUAGAAAAAGAAUACACUUACACUUACACAGAAAGUUGGUACAAUUAAUUUCUGUAUUAUACAAUAAGGGUGGUAUUCAAAGAGCUAUUUACCAGAACAGUUUCCCUGGAGUGCCAUGUAUCUUUUGAAUACUGUUGGUUAUUAUUAAAUAUCAGUAAAUAAAGCAAUGUAACAACAAUUCAUGAAAGGCUUAACAAUGAGAAUUAACCCAUUCAUGUAAAGGGGAGAGAAGAAUGUUACACAGAAUUAGCACUUCUUUCUAUUCAGCCUUAAAGCUUGACCCUACCUGAAAAAAACUCAAAUAAAAUGUAAUCUAACUGAAAUGUGUACUUUGAAUACCAUUCUGAGCACUUGAAGGGUAGAAAAAUGAUAUUAAAUAAGCUAAAAAUAAUGCAUGAUAUUAAUUGCUAAAUUGAUGUAAAUUACUGUAGCCUGUGCACGUUUUAGUUUGAACAACUGUUCUUAAAGAACAAAUAAGACUAAUCAAAAGUUUAAAGCCCAUUCAUUCAAACAGCCAAGGGUUGCUGGGGUAUCUGGGACUGAUCCUGCUCAUGGGGACAAAUAAACAAACCUGAAAAGAGUUUCUGGAAUUCUCAAGUUCCCUCUCAGACAGACAGAGUGAUGGGAUGUCUGUCUAAAAUGGAAUCCCCAACGUGUUGUUUCCUCAAGAGAGAACUGUACUGUAGUAAUAUUCCAGAUGCAGACCUACAGUGCGAGCAAAACAGGAGCAACAGACCUGCUCAGACAUGUGACCUUUGCAGCGUGAAGCACUAUCAAAGGGGCUCACGCAAAAGUACUAAAUUGGGGGGCUCCCGAGUGGCGCACCCAGUAAAGGCGCUCUGCGUGGAGUGCAGGAAGCGCCCUAUAGCCUGGAGAUCGCUGGUUCAUAUCCAGGCUAUGUCACUUGCUGACCGUGACCGGGAUUUCCCAGGGGGCAGCGCACAAUUGGCCAAGCGCCAUCCAGGGCUCAGGUCGGCAGGGUAAUCCUCGGUUCACCACGCACCAGUGAGUCCUGUGGCUGGCAGGGUGCCUGCGGGUCUGCUGUGGAGCCAUUCAGAUCUGUGUUGUCCUCCAGCACUAUAGGUCUGAUGGCUUUGCUGUGGACCUGCAGAGCGAAAAAAGACAGCUUGGCAGGGCACGUUUCGGAGGACGCGUGUGUCUGUCGCCGUUUGGGGGUUGCAGCAGUGGACCGGGAUCAAUACAUACAAUUGGCAAUUCCAAAUUUGGGGAAAAAAUUGGGUAUAAAUCCAUUGGUGACUACUAAAUUUAUAUUAAAAAAUAAUAAUAAUAAUUGCCAGUAAAUUGAGCAGCUACUGGCUCACUGGGAAAAGAUGGAGUAAUUGCCAAUUAACAUUUCAAACCAACAUCACUGUCCCUCAGCUUUCCCUCAAGGCACGCUUAACCAGGUGGUGGUGAAUUUUGUAACCAGUUUGUAAGCACUGGUAUAUGCAUCAACGAAUAUCUAGAAGGGGCAGGAUUCCAGGGGCUCCCGGCCAAAGCAUAAAUGGAGAAUUCAACAUGGAAAACAGUUUAGUCAGGCUAUUUCAGAAGGACAGAGGUUUAACAGAACUAUAUUAUAUAGGCCUAUGUUCUUAAAGGGAUACUUGCUGCAUAAUUACCUACAUUUUAAUAAUAAGUAAUCUCUUUAACAUAUACAACAAACUGCACUAAGAAAUGCAUUGCAACUGACCACUAAAGAUUAAUACACAGUACGGUAUUAUAACUGAAUAUUUCUAAAAUACAUUUACAUAUACAAAAUAAAGCUAGACUAUAAUCAGCUCUUCAAUAAUUUGUACUCCUGGGUAUUUACAAUGGGUAUAUAAAAUCAUAGCAAAAAUAUGCGAAAUGAAAUGUUGUGCUCCUAGAAUUGUGUUUCAUAGCUUACUUUUGAAUAGGCUUCUAGGCAGCCCUUAUGUAUCUAUCCUGAUCACUUCAAACUCUUUUCCCUGCAUUCAUUUUUGGCUUUUGAUAUUUAAUAUAUGUAACUCAAAAGGUAUGUAUGUAAAUGUAACUACUGUUGGUAAACAAAAGCAUUAUAAGCAA
This is a messenger RNA of Acipenser ruthenus (sterlet), 3494 nucleotides long. Its product is annotated as osteomodulin-like. The record is from RefSeq and is a predicted model, not a curated record. Lineage: Eukaryota; Metazoa; Chordata; Actinopteri; Acipenseriformes; Acipenseridae. The transcript is spliced from 3 exons. Gene Ontology annotation, molecular function: protein binding. The coding region runs from base 267 to 1499 and encodes 410 amino acids.